GCUUUUCCAUUUCCGUUUGUGUUAGGCCUACUCUUUUAAAUCAUGAGUAAAGGUUGCUGUCUCUCUCUGCCUUCAGUCUGUUUAUCUGUACGUGGUGUUUGUUUCGUGUUUGUCCAUAUGAGAUUUAAGUCCAUCAUGGAGGCUCUGACCCAGGCUCUCUCCUCCAGCUUCGCUGUAUCCAGAGAACCAAACAGCACUUCUGCUCCCCAUCCACGCCUGGCCCAGUACAAGAGCAAAUACAGCGUUCUGGAGCAGAGUGAACGGCGCAGGAGGUUCCUGGAGCUGCAGAAAGAGAAGAGGCUAAACUACGUGAAUCAUGCCCGACGGCUGGCUGAUGGAGACUGGACUGGAGCUGACAGCGAGGAUGAAGAGAAGAAGAGUCCGCCGCAGCUGGAGAACAGCGCUGAUGAAGAAGGGAUGGAGAUCGAGCAGAAGAAAAAGCUACCGAAGCAUUAUGCCAACCAGCUGAUGCUGUCAGAGUGGUUGGUGGACGUCCCUGCAGAUCUGAGCUCUGAUUGGCUGAUGGUGGUUUGUCCAGUUGGAAAGCGUUCCCUCGUUGUCGCCUCCAAGGUUUGGAUCUUUUUCGUGGACGGGCUUCUUUUCUACCACAAGGAGACCCACUACACCCCUGGCAGCACGCCGUUGGUCGGCUGGCUCAGACCCUAUAUGGUGGUAGAUAUCUUGGGCAUCGAGGUGCCACAGUGUCCCCUCACCAUCAAGCCUGAUUAUGCCAGCCAUCAGCUUCAGCAGAUCCUGGAGCACAAGAAAACCUCUACAGAAGUUCGUCCGGCCGACCAAAACGGCCGAUAUGAACUGGAACACCUGUCCACGCCAGAGACACAGCUGGAGAAGUCUCACAGUGUUCAGAAAGAGAGCAUGGACGUCUGAGGACUUCUGCAUGAACCGUUUUAGAGAGCACUUUUCUCAAGUCUCUGCAUGACCACGAAGAUGAUCACAUUUCAGGAGAACGCUGAUGUCAAUGAGUUUUUAAUUGCUAUAUUUAAAAUUGCAAUUCAGUUCUAGGUAACUCCGAUGGAACUAUUUCUGCAACCGUAAUCGCAAAAAUGAAACUAUUCUGCUUUUGUGCAGAUAUUAUUUUAGGAAACAUAUAGGUUUAAUGAUAGUAGACCCUCAUGCUCUGCUGUAUUCACAUACUCUGUUUAGUCACGCCUCUUCAUUGGAUUUUAUAUAUAGCUUUUUAAUUCGAUCUUUUCUGUAGAAGAUGAGAUCAUUAAGAUUCAGCUGGUGAAGAAGCCUAUGGAUAGUUUUUUAAAUUUGUGUUAUGACUUCAAUAAAGUUUUACUGUCUGUUUUGUUUAUC
Sinocyclocheilus rhinocerous is the source of this 1320-nucleotide messenger RNA. Its product is annotated as snurportin-1-like. Gene Ontology annotation, biological process: snRNA import into nucleus; protein import into nucleus. The transcript is spliced from 6 exons. Gene Ontology annotation, cellular component: cytoplasm; nucleus. The record is from RefSeq and is a predicted model, not a curated record. NCBI's taxonomy places the organism in Eukaryota, Metazoa, Chordata, Actinopteri, Cypriniformes, Cyprinidae. The coding region runs from base 43 to 888 and encodes 281 amino acids. Gene Ontology annotation, molecular function: protein binding; nuclear import signal receptor activity.